UUACACUCCUCAAAAAUUUUCCUCCCUUAAAACCCUCUCAACCGAAAUCUCCCCUACCAACCAAGUUCAUCCCUUGUUCUUGAUGUUUAUACAUUGUUCAUCUUAAAAGCCAAGCCUAGAUCCUAAAACAACACCAAACUCACCCGAAAUUAAUUUUUGGAAGAUCAAACACCCAUAUUUCCUAAGAAAUAUCAAACGUUCAUCUUCGAAAACCCACUUUGAUUCUCUAGCAACACCCAAAAGCAACCAAAAGUUAUUAUUUUAGGAUCAAAAUCCAACUUUUCCUUUAAAUCAUCAAGAACAUCAAGAACACUCAAAAAUCCAAAACCAAACCCUUCUAAAUCUUCAAGACUAAAACACUACCCAAACACCCUACAACCAACCCCAAACAUCGACCGAAACACCUCCAUCAUCGCCAAACCGCCGUCGGCCUGUCGUUGGUGGCUCACCUACCCGAAGCGGAAAAAAAGAAGGAAAAAAAUGAAGUUUACCUUGAACCCGAGAUGACUACUAAGGGCGGCGAUGCUCAACUCCGAAAGCGGUGGACGUCAAUGGCUCACUGGAGAAGAUGAACUUACCGGCUCGUGUGGUACGCCGACGACCUCCCUGGCUUGCCGACGCAUGGCUCACUGGAGAAGAUUGAAGCCUAUUUAUAUUGUGGCGGAGCACAGCGGUAGGCACGGCGGCGGACGGCAAUGUCUCACCGGAGAAGAUCACCAGACCGGCGCGUGUGGCGCGCCGACGACCUCUUCCCGGCCGGCGACCUCUUCCCGGCCGGCCGGCGAUUGUGUUGAUGAUGAUGCCCUAGCUCUUUGGAGAAGAUGAAGCUUGGCCAUUGCAUCCAUCUUUGAUCCAAUGGCUUAGAAUGCUUUGUGUUUGUUUCACAAGGAUGGAAGCAUCCAUAGCCCUGGGAUCAAAGCUCAUCAAGGGUGUAGAUUGAUUUGGUUUUGUUGCCAUGGAUUGGUGACAUGGCACACCUAAAAAGCUCCACCAAUUAACGCUUUGUCUCGUUUCAAAUUUCAAAGCAAAAACCAGUUCCCCAUUUUCCCUGCAAAACCGGCGGCAAAGUUAAACAAGUGGGGGUUUUCUUGUUUUUAUAUUAUUUAUUAGUUGUAUAUAUUUAAUAGAAAGUGGGCUUAUAUUGGGCCUAUAUAAAAAAAGCAAUGCAAUGGACUAUUUUAUGCAAAUGGACUUAUUAUUUUUUU
Hibiscus syriacus is the source of this 1205-nucleotide messenger RNA. RefSeq lists its product as uncharacterized. The transcript has 3 exons. Bases 523 to 825 code for a protein of 100 amino acids. Lineage: Eukaryota; Viridiplantae; Streptophyta; Magnoliopsida; Malvales; Malvaceae. The record is from RefSeq and is a predicted model, not a curated record.